AGCAAGCUUCAUAACACUAGGAUGGUGAGCGAGACAGCACCUUGGACUACGACCACUUCCUCCAGCACUCCCCCCUUUCCUACACUUGACCUUCACACCAAUACCAAAUGGGCCUUAGUGGGAUUCCUGGUGUUUUCUCCCAUAUCAUCAGCCAUAUUCCUGACUAUCUAUAUCCGGAUGGAUCGUAAGAAAACGAACAUACUCAACAUACAACUGGCAGUGAUCAAUCUGCUCAGCUCUGUUGUCCUUCUCCCGAUGUUCUUUACAUUUUAUCAGCUAUUCAGCAUGACAGGGGACAGCUUUGCAGAAUCGUGGAAGGAAGAAUUUGUAAACAAAACCUUUUGUGGUAGCUUAGCAAUGACUUUCUACGUUCUUACCAGUUUGCACUACACCACUCUGUUUGCUUUGAGUCUGGAUAGAAUGGUAGCGGUUUACUUUCCUUUCACUUAUAGAAGACUAGCUAAUGUCCACUAUAUCUGCGGACAGGCGAUCCUUUGGGUAUUAACUCUCACACUCCCUCUUCUUGGGUUUUUUGAUACAGGAAGCACUAUGCCUGUAGGAAAAUCAUUCAAGGAUUCUAAAAACAACCAAACUGUGCCUAGAAGGUUAUUUCAGUAUCUCCCUAACAGUAUUAUGGACCAUCAGAAUGUGUUUUGUGAGAUCACCUUCCAAAGGAUGACCGUAGAUGAUAAAGGUGUACCACUGCACUAUGAGCCAGACGGGAAAAUGAAGGUAUACUGUUUUUUCAUGAUGGUGGUACCUUUUGUGGUGGUCCCCCUGAUGACAGUGAUUGUGGGAGUCUUUACCAUGAGUAAGAUAGGAACGCUAGAUUUCAAGCGGAAGAGUCUUAAAUAUGGAAAUAAUAAAGGAAGCUUUAGUGGACGCUUAGGCUUUAUUUUCAGAAAUCAGAAAAAUAUAACUGAAAUAGACGUGAGAUCGUAUCGUUUUAUCAACAGCACCCAUGAAAUAUCCCAGAUGGAAAUGGUAUACGAAAACAAGAACCACCAAAAUACAGGAUCAGAACGAGCGAACGAUUCGUUGACGACAGAUCUUAAUAAACUGCCGAGUAAACGGCGUAUUAAUAGCCACAUCCAGGCUCUGACUACGGUGGUCAUGCUAAUGGUUCUCUUCUGCCUUUGUGAUUCUUUGUGGUGGAUUAUCAACGUCUUCUACGCCUUGAAGUACAUAUUCAACAAAAGUAUUUUAAAUAUCUCCGGCAUGUUCGCCAGUUCGGAGCAACAAGUGAUAUUUCCCAUCGUGGCCAGAUUCGGCAUUUUUGUCUACGGAACUCUGGUACCUUUUCUCAUGAUCUGGCGGCAGAAACCUCUCCGGGAUGAGUUUAUGUCGAUGUUCCGGAAUGCAAAAAGCCGGAAGUCCAGCAUGGUCGACUGGUCUAAACAGUUUGUUACAUAUCCCGAAUCAGCGUGCGCUUCUAGCCGGGACGAUGUAAGGUGAUAUAAACACUAACCAGGUAUAGAACAUGUUGUGUUACCAAGUUACCACCUAGUUACAACCUAGUUACAUGUUGUAGACCGUCAUUAGAGAGUAAGGUUUGAAAGAAUUUAGCAUAUUAAAGUUUUGGGGAUCAUGCAGAAAUUGAAUGAGCUCAUUAAAAAUGUGUUAUUUUAACCAAGAACACGUACUGAAGCAGCUUCAUGUCAAAAACGUUCCUAUUAAUUAUCAUAGGGCAAUUCUUAUAUAAUUAUACGUAGGGAGUACUACACACGUAAGAUAUAAUACUAUAAUACAUUGGCUUCUGAGUACUGAGCGCGAUAAUUCCCGACAGCUUGCUGGAGGGAACACGCAGGCACGAAAUAGCCAAGGUAUUAUAAGAUAUAAUUAUUAAUUUUAAGAUGUAAGCCAAUAUAUUAUGAUUAUAAAAUAUGUUUAUUAUAUAUGGCCAAUUAUACUUAUAUGAUAGUUAAUGGUAAUAUGCAAUUUUACUGUACUAAAACUAUAAUUACUAAGACUAUGAAUCGCCAAGUAAAGGAAACUUUAAAUUUACUCUCAGCAAUGCAGAGUUGUAACCUUAAUUAUUUUGAUGAUGAAUUUGUUCUAACUUGAACUUAUGUGAAAAUUGCGAAUAUUGAAUUUUUACCUUGUUAAUGAUGUGACACGACAAAUGCUCCGCGUGAUUGAUAUUGAUAACUUAAUUUUGCAUUUUUAAGAAAUGUACAGUUUUUAAGAGAUUCCGUCUGAAAUUCUUGUAUUUGAUUUCAGUUUCACUAUGAACCAGAAUCAGAGUUCCAAAGGUCGGUCUGUGAGAUCACUACCAGCACAGUCAGCUUCAACUUCACGACCCUGGU
Molecule: messenger RNA, 2306 nt
Organism: Bolinopsis microptera
Lineage: Eukaryota; Metazoa; Ctenophora; Tentaculata; Lobata; Bolinopsidae
Exons: 10
Coding region: 22-1455 (477 amino acids)
Biological process (GO): G protein-coupled receptor signaling pathway
Cellular component (GO): membrane
Molecular function (GO): G protein-coupled receptor activity
Source: RefSeq, a predicted model, not a curated record